This is a messenger RNA of Penaeus vannamei (Pacific white shrimp), 1467 nucleotides long. Lineage: Eukaryota; Metazoa; Arthropoda; Malacostraca; Decapoda; Penaeidae. The record is from RefSeq and is a predicted model, not a curated record.
AUGCCCAUGCCCCAAAAGUCACUUGUUGGGAAACCAAAGUCUCCACGAAAGUCCAAGUUCUCCCAGGUUAAUGUUAUGAAGGUGAAGAAGACGAAGACUCCAUUCAAACACUGCAUUUAUACUCGAAGUUUAACAAACAGAUUGGCUAAACGCAUCGCUAAUCACACACUUUCAUGUCUUCAAGUUAAAGGUAACGGUCAGCUCUUCAAAGCAGUGGAAGAUGGAGAUGUGGUAAAAGUGCAGGAAUUAAUACAAGAUACAGGAGCAGCUGUGAGGAAAAACAAGAGCAGAUGCACACUCCUUCACACUGCAGCGUCUCACAACCAAGCGGAUGUGGUGAUGUUUCUGCUGAAAUUGAUCAGUCCCAAUAUUACCAACGAGGAGGGACAGACUCCAGCUCACGUGGCCGCUGAAAAGGGUCACACGCAAGUGCUGAAACUUUUAAUGAGUGACUCUGACUUCGAUGCCGACAAACGGGAUAAUUGCCACAACACAGUAAAAACCCUACUUGGUGGCCAUCUGUUCAAGGCCGUAUUAGAAGGGAACAAGAAAGAAGCAGAAAGACUGUUGGCAGUUGGUGCAGACCCAGACAGUCACGGUGGAAAGCUGGUGAAUGGAGUGUUGGCACGAGAGCUUGGAGUGACUACAGCUGGCCUCCUUGCCAGUGCCCUGAAUAUGGAAUGGGCUGUAACCAUGUUUGCCAAGAAUGCAAGAAAUGAUAAAACCGGUGAAACUGGCCUUCUGACAUCAGCUGUCUCAAACUCUGUGCAGCUUAAAGUUCCCACACGACAAUUUCGUGUGAGACAUGCAACGGCAAUUCAAGGAGGUGCUGAUGUGUACAAGAUGGACAAGGAGGCACGAGGCUUUGUUCGCAUCUUUAACUUCAGUUGUUUCAAGGACAGAUCCGACCUGAACCUUCAGCAACUCGACUACGAUGCUUGCAUAAUGUCAGAUGUAUUUGAUAAGAUGGGAUACAUGUGUAAAACACACUCGUCACUCACGGCUCAGCAGACUAAGGAGGUCAUGAAGAACAUUAGGGAUGGUGAUGAGCUAACAGACGUCGGAUGUGCUAUAUUUGUCAUUUGUGGAUAUAGUGUAAAUGGCAGGAGUGUUCUUACGUCUGACAUGAAAUGUGUAGACAUCGACUAUAUGUUGAAUGCGUUCAAAGAUUCCGAAUGUCCUCAGCUCAAAAACAAACCCAAACUUUUCAUUUUUGUUAACAACAUGAUGAAGUUACGAACUUCAAAAAAGUCCAAAAGUGAUGAGGUUGACAGAUCCCUGAACGACAUGGCUUGUCUAUAUUCGAACAGCAUUGGUGUGAACUGCGUCCCGAUGGGAAGGAACCUCCUUCAGCUGGUCCUUUGUGUCGCACUUUGGCAGAACAUGCUGCUGAGCAUGAACUUUGUGAUUUUACAGAGAAUUCCUGAAAGAAUACAACAAGAGCUCUCCUUUUCUCACCCGAGUUGA